AUGGAAGCGAAGAAAUUGGAUACGAAGUUGAAACAAUUAAAGCUUACUGUAGAUCGAACAGGUACGAUUGUCGAAUCGAAUCAACAAGAUGCAAUCGAGAGACAUUGUGCUACUAUCAAAUCUAUAACAAAUAGCAUAAACGAAAUGCGAGUAGCUGUCGAAGAGAUUAAAAUACAAGCCGAGACAGACAUUACGGAAAUUACAACUUGGAACACGGAAAUCGACAAUAAACUAGCGGAGUCGGAUAAAGUCGUCGAAGAACUGAGAACAUGGCUUGAUCAGCGUCGAAAGGAGAAGGAUAACGUAGCGAGAGACGAACAAAUUCAAUUUGAAACAAUGCUUUUCAAAACAAGAAUGGAAUUCGAGACGAAGUUAGCAAGUGCGAAAGUGGAAACACUGACAAUAAAUAAAGAGGGGAAUUUGCAAGGUGAGUCGCAACAAAGUACAUUAGCUAAACUACCGAAGUUAGUUAUUUCAAAAUUUGGUGGAGAUUUUCAAGAUUGGCAAAGGUUCUGGGGACAGUUUACAGAAACAGUCGAUAAAACUAAUAUGCCCCCCAUCACGAAAUUUACCUUCCUCUGUGAGUUGCUUAACCCCAAAAUAAAGCAUGUUACUGAUUCAUUACCCUUACUACAGAGGGCUACAACAGGGCAAAAUCUAUCCUGAAAGAUCGCUAUGGGAAAGAAUCGGAAAUUAUUAAGUCGUAUGUCAAGGAUAUAAUGGAUUUGCCAUAUAUUCACGGUGCAAACCCCAAGAAAAUUCGAGAUUUUAGUGAGCGUCUUAACCAUUGUGUGCAAGCACUGCAAACAAUGAACAGACUGAGUCAGGUUAACGGCAACGUCGCGAUGACGUUGGACAAACUCCCCGGGAUUAGGGGGGAUCUUGUUCGAACAGACCCUGACUGGGAGAGGUGGACCUUUGUCCAGUUAUCAGAGGCAGUUCGCCAGUGGGUCAAGAGGAACCCCGUGGACCAAAGUCGUACAGAUCGAGAUAAAGAUCGACAAAUCAAAUCCUUUCAUGCGAAGUCACGUGAAUGCGUUUAUUGCGGUGACGUAACUCAUAAAGCAGGGAACUGCACCAAGAUUACUAGUGUGACAGAACGGAAACAAAUUCUAGCAAGAAAACGAUUAUGCUUCAAUUGUGCGAUUGGAACCCAUCGUGCAGCUGAGUGUUCCAGCAAGGGAUCCUGUCAAAAUUGUGGAAAACGACACCACACUUCCAUCUGUGAUACAUCAAAAGUCGAAGGAAAGGAGCAAGUUAUGACUACAAACCAGUCGAGCGAAAGCGUGUUGCCAGUUAUUGUUAUCAAGGUGAACGGAGUCAAGUGUAGAGCGUUAAUCGAUACAGGAUCUGGGAGCUCAUAUAUUUCAGCGAAACUCGUAGAAGUAGUGAAAGCGAAACCUAUUUCGACACAAACAAGGCAAGUUGAAAUGCUUAUGUCCUCGAAGAGUGUACGCAUGGACAUAUACGAAUUGAACACUGAAUCCGUUGACGGACAGUACCAAAUGCCAGUGAAGUUCAUCAAAGUGAAUAAACCAGAACUUCUCACUGUUGAAAACCCAAAUUACGCUGACCUCAUACGAGACAACGCCCAUCUGUCUGAGGUGAUAAUCGCAGACAAAGACACCAAGAGUCAACUUCCUGUGCAUGUUAUCUUUGGAAGUGGCGAAUACGCACGCAUCAAGACCGAGACGAAACCUUGUGUGAGAAAGGAAGGUGGCCCAGUCGCGGAGCUGACGAAGAUGGGAUGGUUCAUAAUGAGCCCUGGAACAGAGUUCGACCGGAACCGGAUGCUGUUGACGCAAACUUCACAAAGUGAUUACGAAGGUUUAUGUCGAAUGGACAUUCUUGGACUUGCUGAUGCAGCUGAGAAUGACCAAACUAUCGUGCAUGCUGAGUUCAAGGAGCAACUUCACCGUGACAAAGAAGGCUGGUACGAGACAGGGUUACCUUGGCGAGCUAACCAUCCAGAUUUGCCGAAUAACGAACAUGGAAGUCUACAUCGAUUGAGCAAGCUAGAGAAAAGUUUACAGCGAAAGGACUUAACGGUAGCGUAUAACGAAGUUAUUGAGAGUCAAGUAAAAGAAAAUAUCGUUGAGAAAGCUCCUGUCAAAGCCUCGGGUCAAGAGUUCUAUAUUCCGCACAAACCGGUUGUGCGAGAAGCGGCAUCAUCGACAAAGUUACGAGUCGUUUAUGACGCGUCAGCACGUGCGUCUCCUGAUUCCCCAUCCCUCAACGAAUGCCUUAACCCCGGACCCCCACUUCUCAAUCGACUAUGGGAUGUUCUAGUCCGACAACGCGUUUAUCCAGUUGCAGUAACCGGAGACAUUCGCCAAGCAUUCUUACAAAUACGUGUACGAGAAACCGAACGAGAUGCCCUAAGAUUCCAUUGGCGGUCGGGUGAAGAAGCUGAAAUCGAGACAUACCGUUUUACGCGGGUUCUGUUUGGUCUUGCCCCUUCUCCGUUUCUCCUCAACGGUGUUCUAGAAGCUCAUCUUGACACAUGGGAAUGGAGAUGUCCUGAAGUCGUAGCUGAGCUGAGAAAGAGUCUAUAUGUCGAUGACCUUCUGUCAGGUGGACAAACAACCGAGCAAGCACAACACACGAAGGAAAUGGCCAGUGAGAUACUUCAAGACGCCACAUUCCAACUACACAAGUGGAAUUCCAAUGUUCCUGAACUGGAAGACAAGACCACAACACAAGCAGAAGACGAGCAGACCUACGCGAAGCAACAAUUGAAUGUAAACCAACAAGAUUCAAAGAUACUCGGGCUGAAAUGGAAUAAGCAACAGGACAUUUUGAGUGUAGUAGUCCCCAAAGAAGAGGUUCAACCGACAAAACGUGGAGUACUCGGAAAGCUAGCCAGGAUCUACGACCCUCUAGGACUUAUCGCACCAGUGACACUCGAAGGUAAACAAAUCUACCGAGAAGUCUGUGAAUCUCAAAAGGCGUGGGAUACCCCAUUAAACGAGAACCUUCAACAACGUUGGAAAAAAUGGGAGGAAGAAACGCUUGGGGAAUAUUCAGUACCAAGAUCAAUCACUCGUCAUCAGGAAGAAAUCGAAGCUGUAGAGCUACAUGCAUUUAGUGAUGCCUCUAUGAAAGGAGUUGGAGCGGCUGUUUAUUCGGUGGUUCAUCAACCUUCUGGAACCACUCAACAACUUGUAGCAGCGAAAGGUCGUCUUGCCAAGAAAACCUUAACAAUACCUAGGCUUGAACUGGUUGGCGCGCACAUGGCUACUAACCUGCUUAUCAAUGUACGAAACGCCCUUGAUAAUAUCCCAACACCACAACUAUUCGGGUGGAUUGACAGUACAGUUGCCCUACAUUGGCUCAAAGGGAACGGUCAGUAUAAACAAUUCGUGGCGAACAGAGUGGCCAAGAUACAGUUACACAAAGAGAUCCAUUGGAGAUAUGUGCCCACAAGUGAUAACCCCGCUGACCUGGCAAGCAGGGGUGGUCAAAUCAAACAGAAAGCGCUUUGGGAGAAUGGUCCAAAAUGGCUUCAAGACGAGAGUGAGUGGCCAGAAAAUUUGGUGACGAAAGCUUCGCCAUCCUCAGAGACGGAAGCAAGAGCAACAAAGGAACUAUUAAAUGUCGUAAAUGUCAAGGACGAUGCCGACGAAUUCGAUCGAUUACUGGAACGCUUAAACUUAAGACGAGCCUGUAGAGUUGGGGUGUGGAUCAAGAGGUUCAUACACAACUGCAGAAAUAACGACAAAAGGUCCGGACCAAUUACGACGGAAGAAGUAAUCAGAGAACGCGAUUGGUGGAUUCGGCGUGUUCAACAACGAGUACAGAAAGAACCACACUAUCCAAAGUUGGUGGAAGAGUUAGGAUUACGUACUAAUGCAGAUAAUAUACUGGUAUGUCACGGGAGAAUUCAAGGAAAAUAUCCAAUAUUCCUUCCAAGAGGCGCGAAGUUUACAGAGAAGUUAGUACAACGAGUACACAGUGAAACGCUCCACGGGGGAGUAAACUUAACUAUGGCUGCAGUUAGAGAGCAAUUCUGGGUACCUCGGUUGCGAAGCUUAGUCAAAAUCGUUCGUAGCAACUGUUAUGGGUGCAAGAGAUUCCGCGCGUCAGCGAUCACUAAACCGGUACCAGGUCAACUACCAGAAGAACGCACCACGGUCGGAGGAGCCUUUGAAGUCAUCGGUACAGAUUUUGCUGGUCCUAUCAGAUAUAAGCAGAAAGGCAACAAGGAAGGAAAGGCAUAUUUGGCUAUUUUCGCGUGUAGCCUUUCUCGAGCUGUGCAUCUAGAGUUAUUACCAAAUAUGGAAACGGAAACGUUCAUACCAUGUCUUAAGCGAUUUAUCGCGCGUCGUGGAAGACCACGUAUCAUUUACUCGGACAAUGGUGGAACAUUUAUUAAAGCCGCAAAAUGGAUUUCACAGCUACGGAAGGAUGAACGACUUCGAGGUCUUCUAGAACGGUACGAGAUAACAUGGAGGUUCAAUUUAAGUCGUGCCCCAUGGUGGGGCGGGCAGUUUGAGAGGCUUAUUGCAAUUGUUAAGUCCGCCAUGUACAAAGUAAUUGGGAAUGGUGUUCUUACUUGGACGGAGCUUAGUGAAGUAUUGUUGGAUGUCGAAACGCAAAUUAAUCGUCGACCGCUCAGCUAUGUUGAAGAUGAUCUAGAGUUGCCAACUUUGACACCAGAAACAUUCCUAUAUCAGCGCACGUCUCAUUUGCCAGAACAGCAGACUUGGACAAUAGCAGAACAAGAUAUUCGGAAACGAGCGAAAUUUCUUAAAUCGUGCAAGGAUGGGUUGUGGCGUAGAUGGCAAAGAGAAUAUCUGACUGCACUAAGGGAAAGACACAAUCUAACGCAUAAAGUGAGCAAAUUUCGACCGACGGAAGGCGAUGUAGUUAUCGUGAAAGCAGAUUCCAAGAAUCGAGGAACUUGGCCCCUAGCAGUGGUUACUAAAACAUUCGUUGGUAAAGACGGAGUUAUUCGAGGCGUUCAGCUCAAGACUGGAAAGGGAACAAUAGAAAGGCCAGUCCAAUUGUUAUAUCCACUUGAGUUAGCUUGUGAUGCCAAGCCGAUCGCGAACGGAGUGAGUCUAAACCCAAGAGCAACAGAAUUCCGACCCAAGCGAGCCGCAGCAGCUACAGCAAACGCCCGGAUUAGACAAAUCCAAGAGAUAGAAGAAGAAGACGAGAUAUAAACACUUAACAUUAAUCAUUAACAAGAGUAGUGGACUCUUAUUAACGUUGACAUUAUUAGCUAUUAGUAAUAUUAAGGUUAUAUACCGAACUUUAUUAGAUCAUAGAACAACGGACAGUUAUAACAUAUGCAUCUAGUCUAGAAUGCAUAUGGGGGGAGUGUGAUGGAAACACUUGCAUGGAAACACCCACCCUAAAAUCGGGUUGGGGAAAUUUUGGCGGGAAGCACAUGUGUUGUUGUUGUGAGGAGUCGAAGCGAGUGACUCAGUAUCGGGAUUUAUAUGAGAUUUAUUAUGUAUUAAACUUUACAGUAUUAUUAUUUUUGUGGGAAAUUAUUUACGGAGGCUGUUGAGAGUAAUUUUCUACAUUGUUAAUAAUUUUUUAUUUUGUUGUGCGUUUUUUCCUAUUUCAAAUACAAGUAUACUUAGCAUAAAUUUUAGAGCAAAUUUAAAUGCUCAGAAUGCAGGAAAUGGCAUUUCAGGGCUUCAAAUUUCAAAAAUUUUCUGGGGAAAUAUGCCCCCAGACCACGUGGCCGUCAGCCAUUCCUAUCCUCCUCUAAUAUAUUAUCUCACAGAAAGGUCCCCUCCCCCCUCACACGGGAAAAUCUUUAAAAAAGGCCCGGACCAGUAUACCAAAAAAACUAUUAAUGUCUGUUUACAUAUUAAAUUUAUACUUCUGACAACACCACAUGUUGUUCGAUCACCAGCGCCGUAGCAACCGGGGGGAGGGGCUGCAGCCCCCACAACAAUUUGCUAAUAAUUAUUCAUUUUUCAAAAUCAUGCAGACCUUUAUCAUUUAAUCCAUGACAAACUGCAAAGAAUGAAGAUAUUACCCAUACUUUCCUGCAACUUAUCCAAUAUAAAGUUUAGUACUACAGAAUUGUAAAUUUCGCUGUUUUCUGACCAUCAGAAUUCUGUCAAAUCUUCCCCAAAGUCCAGGAAAUAAUGGCAUUUCAGAGAAUCUGAAUUUAAAAAUUUCCUCGGGUCUUCGGUCCUCGCUUUCAGCCCCCCCCCCCAAUCGAAAAGAGCUUCCUACGGCCCUGAUCACACAUGCAAUAGUGUAAUCGGGCACAAAUUAAACAGUAUAUAUCAAUUUAUCAUCAAAUCCACAGCAAUCAGAUGGACAAAAAAAUUGUUUGCAGAAGGAAGCAGGCGCAAAAAAAUUGUUUGCAACGACAACAGCACCAAAAAAAAUUGUUUGCGUUGACAAAAUGUCCAUCCCCCCCCCUCCAAAAAAAUAAUGGUCCGUCCCUUAUGGAAUUGCUAUGUAAAGCUAUAUAUAGAUUGUGUUAAACGUGGUUAAAAAUAUUUUGACGUUGUUGUUUCUGAUGACAUUUGCCGACUCUCAACUUUUUACUCUCGAUCGACUCUCGACUUUUUACUCUCGACUCUCGACUUUUUACUCUCGACUCGCGACUUUUCUCUCGACUCUCGAUUUUUACUCUCGACUCUCGACUUUUACUCUCGACUCUCGACUUUUACUCUCGACUCUCGACUUUUAGAUACACUCAAAAAUACCAUUAUGCACUUGUCACUGGGAAGCCCCACACUCCCACCAUACAUGGGGCAUUAGACUGUAAGCGAAAACAAUCUGCAAAAAUGCCCCAUAACAUGUACAUAACAUGGGGACUAACAUAAAGUCUAACCCCGUCUAAACUCAUACUGAGCACUUUUCAAUAGCGUAAUAUUCAAUAGCAUUUAUUGACAAAUCAUAAAAAUAACAAUGUUCAUAUAAAAAUGAAUCAAGAGAACGUUUUUCUUCAACUGUUUUAAAACAGAAAUUAAACGACCAAACUUUUACACAUGCAAAUGAUAUAGUUUGAGAUAUAUAUAAAUACCAGAACAAGGAGGCAACAUUUAAAUGCAUUUACAUAACAAUAAAAGCCUUCAAGUUGACCUUCAAAAUUCGCCAUUUUGAAAUGCGGUCGCGAAUUCGGUACCAGCCUCCUGCUUGAGAAGAUUUGCUAAAAUGUAAAAAUCCCCCACCUCCUGGGGCAAGAAAAAGGAUCAAAUCCCCGUCUAAUCCCCAUCAAGUCCCCUUCCCAGUGAUAAGUGCAUUAGUACAUUACUAGGAGUUGCAAGAGAUCAAAGGCAACAUGCACAAUUUGCUGAAUAUGAUCCCGCUUUGCCAGGACGAGAUGUGAGGAGGGAUUAUUUUUAUGUAUUGAAAUAAAAUACGGUGGACGAUUCAGCAAAAAACUACGUUAUCUUCUAAAGAUAGAUUAGAUUUAACUGUAAACGAAAGGUUGUUGAAGCUUUAGUUUAGCCUAUAGUCAGCCUAGACCUAGGCCUUCUAUUUUUAUUUAUAUUUUUUUUAAGAUUCAGCGCUUUUUCACAUGAAAAGACUGGGACCAGGUGAUUUGGGGGCGGGGCGGAGGAAGGACACAAGCCUGACGCAAUUCCUCCGCCCCGCCCCCAAACCACCUAGUCCCAGUCUUUUCAUGUGAAAAAGCGCUGAAUAUUAAAAACAUAUAAAUAAGACUAGAAGGCCUAGGUCUAGGCUGGCCUAUAGCGACAUAUUUCAAUACAUCAAAAUCUUCCCGCAUUCCAACAUCUAAACAGCCCCUAAGACGCCUGUUCAGGACGCAGGAAAAGUACAAUUUGAAUAUAUUGUAUUGGGUUGUAGUAAAGUUGUAGACAAUAAUCUCUGCGAUCGCCUUUUGAACGAUGUUUUUUACGUUUUGUUAGAGCAUGCGCAUAAGAGCUAAUAUGGCGUGCGAAGGAAAACAGUGUUUUACCACUAAUUACUAUUUUGUAAUUUUCCGUAUAUUUUAUAAUUAAAGUGAGUUGAAACCUGUUUUUCGCCUCAUUUACUGGCAAUCCCAGUACAGUAAAACACUAACGUUCGCUGUGGCAUUCCAGAAUUGUGAAGAAGCCUAAAUACAAAGGAGGUUUGCAGCCCAAAACUUGUGUAUUGCUUGAAGACAAAUCCAGGAAUCAGCCAUGAAUGUUGAAGAUAAAAAACAAGAAAGAAGCAAGGCUAAAAUGGCGGUCACUGUCGCUGCGAGGCGUCUGAUCGGAGCCUACAACAGAGAUUGUGAAUAUGAUAUUUUAAAGGAUUCAAUGUUCGAACUUGAAAAGGUAUUUGAUGAUUUUUGCGUUAUAAAUGAGGAAUACGAACUCAUUGUAUCUGACGAAAAAUACGCUGAACACCGUGUAGUUAAUGGUGAAGACAUUAUGACUUACAGAGACAAUGUAAAAAGGUGCUAUGAAGAAGCUAGGAGUGUAUUUGUUAGUGUAAAGACAAUAAUCGAACAAAAAGCUAGACGACAAAGUGCUGGGCCUGUCAAAGUUGCCCUAAAGAAUGACAUUUGUAGAAUUCAUGAACUAAUCACAGUCGUUGAUGAGAGUUUCAAACUGGAAAAUGUGAAUAUGGCAGCUUUACAACUAGAUAAAAAUGAUCUACAGUCAAUUUUGAACAUAAUAUGUGAUAACAUGGCAAAACUUGGCUCGAUUGAAACACAAGAGCAAGUUAACCUAAUCCAAGAAGAAGUCGAUGCUAUUAUCAGAGCAGUUUACAAUUGCAUCAGAAAGAUAAACUUGUUUUCGCAUGAGCAACAAGCAUUUGUUAAAUCAUUACACAUUGAAAAUGCCACUUUCCCCUCUGAAACCAACAUCCCCCCUGAGGAUACUGAGACCAUCAACACCAUGUCUCCCCCCGAAAUCAACACCAACACCCCCUGA
Messenger RNA from Paramuricea clavata, 8849 nucleotides. NCBI's taxonomy places the organism in Eukaryota, Metazoa, Cnidaria, Anthozoa, Malacalcyonacea, Plexauridae. The record is from the annotation of a GenBank genome assembly.